UUUAUUAAUAUCCCAACACCACCAAAAAUAGAAAAAGAAAGAAGACCCUCUUUCCUUUUACUCUCCUUUCCUCUCCUCUCCUCUUUCUUCCAAUCUUUCCAAAACAUUCCAAACAUGCAUGCACUCAGUUUCAUUGUAGGAGUUGUGGGCAAUGUGAUUUCUGUGCUUGUCUUUGCUUCUCCCAUAUCUACGUUCUGGCGAGUGGUGAGGAACAGAUCGACGGAGGAUUUUGAUAGCCUUCCUUAUGUUUGCACUCUCCUGAGCACAUCGUUAUGGACAUACUAUGGUGUAACGAAGCCCGGCGGCCUACUGAUCGCGACAGUAAACAGCGUUGGCAUUGUUCUUGAACUGAUCUACGUUAGCUUAUUUCUCAUCUACGCGCCUUCCCGAACAAGGAUAAAAACAGCGAUAUUGGUAGGGAUUUUGGAUGUGGGGUUUCUCGGCGGAGUGAUCUUGACCACACGUUUGGCAAUGCACGGGAGCCUACGUGUGACUGUGAUUGGAUUCAUGUGUGCAGGACUGAGUCUAUUUUUCUAUGGUUCACCUCUUGCCGCCAUGAAAACGGUGAUUGCUACCAAGAGUGUGGAAUACAUGCCUUUUUUACUCUCCUUCUUUCUCUUUCUCAACGGAGCCGUUUGGACCUUCUAUUCAUAUCUUGAAAAAGACUUCUUCGUUGGAGUGCCGAAUGGCAUCGGUUUCAUAUUAGGCACAGCUCAAUUGAUCCUCUAUGCAAUAUACAUGAACACUAAGGGUGCAAAAGGCAGAAAAGAAGACACAACAGAAAAUAGCGAGCCGCUCAUCCAGUCCGCUGAAGGACACAGAAUCGACAUGGAAAAAGCCUACGAUGUGGGGAGCCAAAGUGAUGGAAAGCCCACCUCGACUUCUAUUUCCUAUUGAGAAAUGGCAAAAGAAUGUCCCUGGCUUACACAACCGGCCCCGAAGGGAAGAUGGUACACACACAUUUUGGGAGAUUUACUAUUAUUGUAUUAGCAUUGUGCAAUUUUUUAGUUAAAUGGUUUGUUUGAUUAAGAGGGUGAUUGUUUUUUCAAUUAUAUUUGUAAAUGGGAGUAAAUAAUUAUUCAUAACUUUUGAAGGGUGUUUA
Molecule: messenger RNA, 1102 nt
Organism: Magnolia sinica
Lineage: Eukaryota; Viridiplantae; Streptophyta; Magnoliopsida; Magnoliales; Magnoliaceae
Product: bidirectional sugar transporter SWEET17-like
Exons: 6
Coding region: 115-897 (260 amino acids)
Biological process (GO): carbohydrate transport
Cellular component (GO): membrane
Molecular function (GO): sugar transmembrane transporter activity
Source: RefSeq, a predicted model, not a curated record